AUGAGUGGCAAAAAAGAUACGGAAACUAUAGUUAUUCUUUCAGAUGAUGAAUUUGAACCAAAUGUGUUUUCUAAUGCCAUUUUAUCAGUUAGUGAGACAGGUCAAAACAUAUCUGAUGGCAACUUAAAGCCUCAUACUGCUGGUAAUAGUUCACUAGCAUCUGACCGUGCAAUCCAAAAUGUUGCUUACAUGAAGAAGGAUAUUGCUGAAGCUUUCAGUCUUUCUUCUCAGAAACAAGACUCUGGUAAUUUAUGCAAUAAGCUUGCAGUUGCUCCAUAUGUUGAUUCAAAGUGCCCGGAGAGUUGUAAGAGGGAAGGAAUUUCCAAAUCCAAGGAUAGGGUCAAUUCGAUAAAAUCUUUUGUUGAAACUGUUAGUACUAAGAGUUUGAAUAGAACAGGCAGUAAUAUAGCUUCCAAAAUUAGUGACACUCUGCCAUGUCCUGGUAACGAAGUUUUAAGUGACCUUCGGGAUUCUGAAGAUGACCCGCUAGAAACUGCAUUGAAAUCUGUGGGGCGUACCCAGUUGUAUGUACCAAAGCCCACUUCGAUUUUGAAAAGGCAAGUUACUCAACUAAAAACUACUCUUGAAAACAGAUCUGGUAGUCUUCAUAAGGCAGGGGACCAAACGAGAAGAUUCAAGCCACCAAGUUUGGAUGAUUGGUAUAAACCUAUUCUUGAAAUAGAUUAUUUUGCAAUAGUUUGUUUGUCAUCUGCAAGAAAAGAUGAAAGUCGAGCUGUUAACAGAUUAAAGGAAGUUCCUAGAAUUGAUGAUUUUCAUAUUGUUCGUUUUGUCCAUGACGAUGGUGAUUCUGCAACAUGUCCACAGCUUCAAGCCCAGGCCCAAGCUCAUGCAGCAGUAGCCAGUGGUCUUCUUGGCCAUACAGAAUUACGAUUGCAUAUGCCUCCAUCGAUAACACUUGCAAGCCGAGGGCGUCUGCAGGAUCUCAGACUUCAGCUGACACUUCUUGAUCGGGAGUUUGAUGAUCUAGAUUAA
Messenger RNA from Vicia faba (fava bean), 993 nucleotides. The record is from the annotation of a GenBank genome assembly. NCBI's taxonomy places the organism in Eukaryota, Viridiplantae, Streptophyta, Magnoliopsida, Fabales, Fabaceae.